Cynoglossus semilaevis (tongue sole) is the source of this 5166-nucleotide messenger RNA. Its product is annotated as CCR4-NOT transcription complex subunit 3-like. Bases 360 to 3032 code for a protein of 890 amino acids. The record is from RefSeq and is a predicted model, not a curated record. Lineage: Eukaryota; Metazoa; Chordata; Actinopteri; Pleuronectiformes; Cynoglossidae. Gene Ontology annotation, biological process: regulation of DNA-templated transcription. The transcript has 19 exons. Gene Ontology annotation, cellular component: nucleus; CCR4-NOT core complex.
AAACACUCAGCCUCCCCCUCUUUUUCUCUUUUCCUCUGGACUUGUUUCUCUGGCCUCGAACAGCUAGCUCACCUUCGCCUCUUCCCGCUGCUAUAAAUAAGGCCAGAAAAGCUAAAUAGGCCCGGACAAAAACACCGAGUGAGAAUCGGGUCAGAACCACCGAGGUCUGUUUACUGAGGCGGCGUGGCUACGGCUACAGCUACAUCAUCAUCAUCAUCGUCUUCUUCUAUGUAUAUAUAUAGUUAUAUAUAUGAACUGCACGGUGCAACAAUACACGUCUCUGUAUUGAACCGUUCAUUACCCUGGUCUGUGUUUUCUACGCUAUAAAUGUAGUGACAGUGACGGCAUGAAGCUCAGUCAUGGCUGAUAAGAGGAAACUUCAGGGGGAAAUAGAUCGAUGUCUGAAGAAAGUUGCAGAAGGAGUGGAGCAGUUUGAAGACAUCUGGCAGAAGCUACAUAACGCAGCCAACGGCAACCAGAAGGACAAGUAUGAAGCAGAUCUCAAGAAGGAGAUUAAAAAACUACAGCGUCUCCGUGACCAGAUCAAGACUUGGGUGGCAUCCAAUGAGAUCAAAGACAAGCGUCAGCUGGUAGAGAAUCGUAAGCUGAUUGAGACGCAAAUGGAACGUUUCAAAGCCGUGGAGAAAGAAGCCAAGACCAAGGCCUACUCUAAGGAAGGACUGGGUUCGGCCCAGAAGGUGGAUCCAGCUCAGAGGGAGAAGGAGGAAAUGGGGGUGUGGCUUAAUAACACCAUCGACACACUGAACAUGCAGGUGGACCAGUUUGAGAGUGAGGUGGAGUCUCUGUCGGUCCAGACCAGGAAGAAGAAAGGAGACAAGGAGAAACAGGAAAGGAUUGAGGAGCUAAAGAAGCUGGUGGAGAGACAUCGGUACCACGUCAGGAUGCUGGAGACCAUCUUGAGGAUGCUGGACAACGACUCAGUGCAAGUGGAGGCCGUCAAAAAGAUCAAGGAUGACGUGAAUUAUUACCUGGACUCAUCACAAGAUCCAUACUUUGAGGAGAACGAGUUCCUUUAUGAUGACCUGGACCUUGAAGACACUUCUCAGUCUCUGGUGGCCACGUCUCCACCUGGACACUCUCACUUAGAGGAGGAGAUCUUCCAGCACUCCAGCAGCACACCUACCUCCACCACCUCAUCCUCGCCGACCCCCCUCUCACCUGCCACCUGCGCUACCGAGAACUCAGAGGACGAUAAGAAGAGAGGACGACGUUCUACUGACAGUGAGUCUCCUUUGAAUAACGGAAACCCCUCACCUUCAUCGUCCUCCUCGUCCUCGUCCUCCGUCUCAGGUCCCACCUCCUCCUCCCUCGUCUCCAUGGCGUCCAGUGGAGACGUGGGGGUCAUCAUCUGUAACACCUCAGCCGGCAGCUACGGCAGCGCCACCCAGCAGCUUCCACUGCAACAACAGGCCAUACCCUCAGUUAGUUCCCCCUCCUGUGCAGCUCCUCCCACCUCCACCGACCAUCCAACCUCCUUCAUCGACCAUCCAACCUCCUCUGCCUCGUUCACACACAGUGCCAGCACUCAGGGCCCCGCCACCUCUAACUCACAGGCUCCUUUAGGGCCACCAACCUCCAACAGCUUUGGUCUAGCUCUGGGUAUGGGCCUGGGGAAGAGUCCCCCCUCCAGUCCCAUGUCCGGGGGCCUGGGUUUAACAGGGAUGCCGGCGUCCCUGAGUUCCCUGUCUGGUCUCCUGUCCAGCUUCACACCGUCUCCAUACGCUCAGGCCGUGGCCUCAGGGAACAUGGUUCCUCUGGGCGGAGCCAGCACCUCCACCAGCCUUAAACCCGCCGGUUGCAAGAGCAGCAGCAUGGCGGUUGGCGGACCAACCUCUUCAUCGACAGGACUGUUGGGCUCGACCGCUGGUCCCAUCGGCUCAGCAGUUCUGAGUAUGGGCUCCAGCCAGACCAUGGUCCACGGGUCUUCUCUAAUGUCACCCAGUCCUGUAGGUGGUCUCGCACCAGAAAGUGGAGUCGGAGUCAUCGGUACCAGUGGAGGCAGCUGCUCUGGAACACAAGGAGGCGGAGUCAUCGGAGGAUCCUCGACCCUCUCUGUUCGACCUGCAAGUGAACAGAAGCAGAACGGAGGAACCAGUUACAGUGCGGUGGUUGCUGACUGCGUAGCAGACGUGUCCCUCAGAAGCAGCAGCCAGUCGUUGUCUCUGACCUCACCAACCAGUCAACAUAAGGACACCAGUCCAACUUUACUCGGUUCCAUCUCGUUGUCAUCCAGUUCUUCGUCUCCCUCCUACAGUGAAGCUAAAGCAGUCGGUGCUAGCAGUCUCCUGAAUGGACCAAUGUCCUUCUCCAAGUCUGCUGACAUCAUCAAGCCUCAGGAACCGCUGUGCAGCCUUAAGUCCAUGGCUGAGAGAGUAGCCCUCAUUUCAGGGAUGGAGGGGGAUGUGUCGUCACUGCACCUGACUCCAGCCCUGUUUCCUAGCAGCAGCGCCACCAACAGCGCUAUGGUGGUGUUGUCUUCACCAGUUCUUCCAUCAGCUCCUCAGUCGUCUCUGUCCGAGGUGAAUGUCCCUCCGUCUCUGGGGGUCUGUCCUCUGGGUCCGCUCACCCUCUCCAAAGACCACCAGUACCAACAGGCCAUGGAGGAGGCGGCGUGGAUACACAUGCCCCACCCAUCUGACUCUGAGAGGAUCAGGCAGUACCUAAUGAGAAACCCUUGUCCCACACUGACUUUCCACCAACAGGUGCCUCCACCUCAGUGUGACACGGUGGAGUUCUACCAGAGACUGUCCACCGAGACACUCUUCUUCAUCUUCUAUUACCUCGAGGGAACCAAAGCCCAGUAUCUGGCAGCUAAAGCUCUGAAGAAACAGUCCUGGAGGUUUCACACCAAAUACAUGAUGUGGUUCCAGAGGCAUGAAGAACCCAAGACCAUCACCGAUGAGUUUGAGCAGGGAACCUACAUUUACUUUGACUAUGAGAAGUGGGGCCAAAGGAAGAAGGAAGGGUUUACCUUUGAGUACCGAUACCUGGAGGACCGGGACCUGCAGUGACCUGAGGAAGGCCUGGAGAGAUCAGAGACCAGUUGGACCAUGGACAUGGUCCACAGAAAUGGAAGGCUGAUCCAGAGGGCUGCAGUUUUCAGUCCAGACCUGAUACUGGCUCAAGUCCCAACCUGUUCUAGGUCCAGGUUCAGACAUUAUUUGAAUUCAGUUAUUUGGACCAAAGAUAUUUCGGCCUUCUUCCAACCCGACCAGUUGUACCAGAGGUCCAGACCAUGACCAGUACCUUUUGUGUUUUUCAGAACCAUUGAAAUAUAUGUGGUCAUUUCAUUAGGAACAAAUGAUCCAAUCACACAGCUCCACCAGAACAGAGGCCAAAACCAUUCCAGCCCCCACCAAGUCCAGGGGCUCAGGACCCAGAAGAACCUCAUAGUCCACCUGGUUCACACUCACCACAGCCUGGACCUCAGUCUUUAGGGGUCCGGUUCUUGAAGUGGUCUUAGUACUAACUCAGAGUUAGUUAACUCCGUAUUAGAGGGAACUCUGAUCCGUAGCAGUUUUAAGGUCCUUCAGUCUGACUUAAUCAGUCAGUAAUCAAUAUACAGGGCGUGUCCGUUUUUUGAGGAGUCUGUGACGUCACAGCUCAGUUGGUGAGAAGAAACUGACGUCAGGAGAGAAUCCUGAGACCACGACUGGAUAUUUUAGAACUCCCUUUAAUUAGUCUUUUAUUAGAGCGUUUCCGUUUUUCUUCUGUUAUAAAACUGAUUCGAUUCUCCGCCUACAUUUCAUUUGUUAAACUCAUCGUAGUCGUGCUCUUAGCUCGGAGCAAAUACAUCAUAUUGCAUUUCAUUUUCACCAACAGUCGUUUCCUUUAUGACGUCGGUGAUGCUGGGAACGUAUUGGAGGUAACGGUGUGUCGAUGUGGGCGGAGCCUUGGUGUUGAUCUGGAACACAGACCUCCAGCAGUGUUAGUGUUAGUUUGACGUUGGUCCAUCACUACAGCAACACGUCAGCAAAGAGACUGAUCUCCAGUAGGGGGCACCACUCAGACUUAACUCAACUCAGGCUUCAGAGAGCUAAUUGUAAUCCGCUUUUGUGAAACCGGAAAGUCAGAGUUGGACAGCCCCGGCUUCAGGAAGCCAGAGCUGUGGCAUUAACUGUUUCGUUAGUUCCGUGAGUCGGCUUCAAGAAACGGACCCCGGACCAGACUGAGCCAAACCUGAAUCAUGAAGAACCAUCAGGAUUAUAUCCAAACAAAUAUGUGAGAUGGAGUCAGACAGAACCUGUGGUUCUGCUGGUUCUGGUUCUUCUGAACCCACUUGUUAGUUUAGACCUAUGUUUUUCUAACCCUAACCUGAGAAUGGGGGGAGGGGCAAAAUGUAGUGGGACUUUCUCUGAUCCAGGCCCGGACUCUUUCCACAGAUCUUGAUGUUCUUGGAGCAGAACCUGAGUUAGCUCGUGAAAAUAGGUUCCAUGGUUAUCAGUGAUAAUGUCCUGGAUCAGUUCUGAGUAAGUGGAUGGGGAGCUGGGUUUAUGUCAGGCUGGACCCCCCCAGGUCUGAGGAGCUGCGGUGACGCCGUCCCCCUGGACCACCGUUUAAUUCAGGGAAUCUGAGAAUAAAAGCACCAGCACUGGUCUGAGGCUAACAAUGAAGCUAACGGACCAACGACAGUGACGACGACAACCACGAUGACAGUUUUUCAAAUGUUCAAGGUUUUGUUUUUUUUCUGUCUCUCGUUGUUGAGACGGCAGCUUCAGAACAGUAUUUUAGGCUCCUCCCCUUCAUCCUCCGACCUUCAGUGUUGGAUGUCUUCAGAUUUGCAUAUCAAGACUCCGCCCACUCUGGAGGAUCCGUUUUUGUCUCAGGAAGUUUUUGUGAAUCCACAGCACAAACAAACCCACAACUUUUCUGUUUCAGUUUUUAAAAAUGAUUUUUGAUGUUUGGAGGAACAUCUUUAUAUUUGAUAUUUUAAAAUUUGUCUUGUAUCCUUGACAUUUUUUAUUUCAGAGAAAUACUGUUUUUUUAUAAAAGAGGUUUUGUUUUAAAUGUGAAUGUGUAAAAAUCUUAAACUCCUUUUUGUUUUUGGUUUGUGGGCGGAGGUAAACAGUAAAUAAUGAAUGAAUAAAGGUUGUAAAAUAUUUAAGAUUUACUCGUCGGGAAAUUAAACUUGAUUUAAAUGUUGAA